UGUUUAAAAAACGUAAUGUCACUUUGCCAUCGAUAUGUAACACGUGAGGUUAUUUUGAAUAUGAGAAGUAAUGUUUUUAUUAUAACAAUUGCAAACAUUAUAAUAUAAAACCAUGGCAGAUGAAAGUGCAUUCGAUAAGAAGAAGUCGCACCGUGCUAAACAAGCCGGGCGCAAAGCGGAGAAGAAGAAAAAUAAAAACAAAGUUGACCAGUCUAACCUAAGUGCUCGUCAGAGAAAUCCUAAAGCUUUUGCUAUCCAGUCUGCCGUAAGAGCUGAACGGCAAUUUAGGCGGCGAGAAGAUGUAAUCUCUAAGAAGCAGCAUAUCCCACAAGUGGACAAAACACCGCUGGAGCCUCCACCAAUUGUUGUGGCAAUUGUGGGUCCACCGCGAGUCGGGAAAACAACACUCAUCAAUAACCUGAUACGAAGCUUCAUCAAAACUAACGUUACUAGCACCAACGGGCCGAUAACUAUCGUCACAUCAAAGAAGCGGCGUAUCACAUUGAUAGAAUGUAACAAUGAUGUCAACUCCAUGAUAGACAUAGCGAAGUGCGCUGAUCUCGUGUUGCUGCUGUGCGAUGCCAGCUUCGGCUUCGAGAUGGAGAUAUUUGAGUUCCUCAACAUAUGCCAGGUGCAUGGCAUGCCAAAAAUCAUGGGUGUGUUAACCCAUUUAGACAUGAUAAAGAAUGCUAAGACACUGAAAACAACCAAGAAAACUUUGAAGCAUCGAUUUUGGACUGAAGUUUACUCUGGAGCAAAGUUGUUCUACCUUUCGGGUAUUGUACAUGGAGAGUACUUGAGGAAUGAAAUCAAAAACUUAUCAAGAUUCAUCUCGGUGAUGAAGUUCAGACCUUUGAGUUGGAGAAUGACUCACGCAUAUGUGUUAGCUGAUAGAUUAGAAGACAUAACUAGUCAGGAUUUGAUCCGGAAGGAUCCGAAGGUGAACAGGGAUGUAGUGCUGUAUGGGUAUGUGAGAGGAGUCCCCCUCAUGAAGGAUUCAUCAGUGCAUAUAGCAGGGGUUGGAGACAUGAAAAUCAGUGAGCUGUCUUACUUACCAGACCCAUGUCCUCUGCCCAGCAAUGAAAAGAAACGGCACCUCAUGGAAAGAGAAAGGCAGAUAUAUGCUCCAUUCUCAGGUGUUGGUGGCAUUGUGUAUGACAAGGAUGCAGUCUACAUAGAGCUGCAAGGUUCUCACUCUCACAAGAAAGAAGAUGAAGAAACAAAUGAAAAGAAAACACUCCUUAAAAAUGUGGUUGAGACAAAAGAGACUGUUGAUGAGCAGAUGCAAGAGUCCGGGUUCAAGCUGUUCAGUGGAGGAGCUGUCAUCUAUCCAGACAUGAUAAAAGAUGAUGAAUAUCUGCAGCAAAAUAAGAAAGCAGACUCUGAUGAUUCAGAUUCAGGUGCAGAAAGCGACAGUGACUCUGAUAACGAUAGUGGGAUUGACCAGAGUGAAAAAGAUGAUAAGAAAAACAAAGUUCCCUGGGAUAAUAACUCUGAUGGUGAUGAAUCGGAUGCUGAGGAUGAUGACGAGAAACAAGGUAGCAGUGAUGAAGAGACUAUACCAGUGGACAAUGAUAUAAGUGCUGACGAAGGCGAUACUGAUACAGAUGAUGAAAUACAGACUGAGGAAGAUUUUGGUUCGAAAUGGAAAGAAAAGUUAGGGGAAAAAGCAACAGAAGCUUAUCUAGAGCGUCAAAAGACAUCGAAGAACAUCAUGAAAUUGGUUUACGGCGAGUUUGAAAUCGGAAACAAAACGAAAGAUAAAAAAGAUGAAGAAUCAGACGAUGAGGAAGAUGAAGAAUUGGGAGGUCUCUUUAAAAAAGUGACAGAUACACAGAAGAAAAAGCAUAAAGAAAAAGAAAGGCUGGACUUAGAAGAGUGUACAUUCUUCUAUGCCUUAGAAAAACCAAAUCUCAGAGACUGGACAAGUGAAGCAAAUAAACAAUUUUUAAUCAAUAACUUUGUAACUGGUAAGAGAUCAGCCGAUGAAGAUGCUUCAGAGCUUCUGAAACUAGAUGACGCUAGUGACGGUGAUGAGGAAGUCUAUGGUGAUUUUGAAGACUUAGAAACUGGAGAAAAACACGUCGCUGAGGAAACUCCUCAAGAAACUGGUGGCAAACGUAAAGCUGAGCCAACUAAAUCUGAAAUCUUAGACAAGAAAAUGAAACUGAAAGCGAAAUUUGAUUCAGAGUAUGACAACCCUGAUGAUCAUAGGAUUAAAGGAGACCAUUCAUAUUACGAAAACCUAAAAGCAGAGGCUUUAAAACAAUCAGAACUCAACAAAUCAGUGUUUGAAAAUCUAGAUAAUGGGCUCAGAAUCGAAGUAGAAGGCUUUAGACCAGGUUUAUAUGUUAGAAUGUUGUUCAAAAAUAUGAACUCAGAAUUUGUAACUAAUUUCGACCCAAGUUACCCAAUACUUAUUGGAGCCCUAAACAUGGCUGAGCAAAACAUAGGUUUCGUAUCUUGUAAGGUGAAGAAGCACAGGUGGUACAAGAAAAUAUUAAAAACGAACGACCCUCUCAUCAUUUCGCUGGGUUGGCGUCGCUUCCAAACAUUACCCAUCUAUUCUAAGAUUGAGGAUGACUUGAAAUGCAGGUACUUGAAGUACACCCCAGAACACGUGACGUGUAACAUGCACUUCUAUGGUCCCAUGACUCCACAGAACACAGGUUUUCUAGCAUUGCAAAGUGUAAGCAACAAUACUAAUGAAAUAAAACAAGUUGGCUUCAGAAUAGCUGCGACAGGCAGUGUCAACGAAAUCAAUAAGUCCACUCAAAUUGUAAAAAAGCUGAAAUUAGUUGGUACACCAUUGAAAAUAUACAAGAAAACAGCCUUCAUCAAAGAUAUGUUCACAACCACACUAGAGGUCGCUAAAUUUGAAGGUGCUAGAAUCAAGACCGUAUCGGGUAUCCGUGGUCAGAUAAAGAAAGCGUUAAACAAACCGGAAGGCGCAUUCCGAGCUACCUUUGAAGACAAGAUUCUGAUGAGCGACAUAAUCUUCUGUCGUACCUGGUUCAAAGUUGACGUGACGAAGUUCUACGCGCCUGUGGUGAACAUGCUGCUGCCUGUUGGAGCCAAGAACGCGUGGCAGGGUAUGAAGACUAAGGGACAAUUGAAGAGGGAGAAAAACAUCAAGAGUGAUGCGAACACCGACUCCAUGUACACAGAAGUAAACCGAGCACCGAAAGUGUUCAAACCUCUUGUGAUACCUAAGAACUUACAAAAGGGCUUGCCAUAUAGGUUUAAGCCUAAAGAGAAAACUCUAAAACUACCAGGGAAGAAUAAUAAGGACCGAUUCCAGAACAGGAUAGCGGUUAUCAAGAACCCGGAAGAACAGAAGGUGUCGAGUGUUAUGAAGAUGUUGAAGACUAAUUACGAGAAGAAGAAGGAAGUCCAGAAGGAAGCGACGGCGCAGCGGCUCGAGAAACACAAGAAACAGAUGGAACUAGAGGAGUGGAGGAAACUGAAGCGACAGAAGGAGUUGAAGAAGAAGAUAUGUAGGCAUUUAAGUAAAAUGGGUAAUAAAAAGAAGCCUCAGAUGUAAA
Trichoplusia ni (cabbage looper) is the source of this 3545-nucleotide messenger RNA. Its product is annotated as ribosome biogenesis protein BMS1 homolog. The record is from RefSeq and is a predicted model, not a curated record. Gene Ontology annotation, molecular function: GTPase activity; U3 snoRNA binding; GTP binding. NCBI's taxonomy places the organism in Eukaryota, Metazoa, Arthropoda, Insecta, Lepidoptera, Noctuidae. Gene Ontology annotation, cellular component: nucleus; 90S preribosome. The transcript is spliced from 2 exons. The coding region runs from base 113 to 3544 and encodes 1143 amino acids. Gene Ontology annotation, biological process: ribosome biogenesis; maturation of SSU-rRNA from tricistronic rRNA transcript (SSU-rRNA, 5.8S rRNA, LSU-rRNA); endonucleolytic cleavage of tricistronic rRNA transcript (SSU-rRNA, 5.8S rRNA, LSU-rRNA).